UCGUUGGGCGCCAUGACACCGUGACGCCAACACUUCACCCGUUCGUCCCUUCAGCUGUCUCGUCUAUUAACGGGUGGACGUGUUCUCGUCACCCGGCCCGGAGUAUUCUCGACCCACAUCGGUAACCACUUAGGAAAUCGUACAAAGGACGUGACACAUUUUCGCCCGCUGCAAUGGCAUACGGUGAACGCGAUCGUUCCGACAGACGAGGAGGCGGCGGCGGCGGUGGAACGCGCGGUGGUGGUGGCAGAUUCGGUGGACGCGACGGAGGUGGAGGAGGCAGUAGAUUUAGUAGCAGCGCAAACAGAGACAGCAGUUUCGGGAACAAUAAUUUUAAAAAUCGACAGCCUGGUGAGCGUCUACGUAAACCACGAUGGGACAUGAGCACUCUACCGCAAUUUAGAAAGGACUUUUACCAGCCACAUCCUAACGUAAUGGCACGGAGUAUUCACGCUGUGGAGGGGUAUCGUUCCAAUAAAGAGAUCACGGUGAAGGGGGCUAACGUUCCAGGUCCCAAUAUUUAUUUCGAAGAGGGUGGCUUUCCGGACUACGUUCUCAACGAGAUUCGUAGACAAGGAUUCGGCGAACCGACCGCGAUCCAGGCGCAGGGUUGGCCCAUUGCCUUGUCCGGCCGAGAUAUGGUCGGUAUAGCGCAGACGGGUUCAGGAAAGACACUAGCAUACAUUUUACCAGCGAUCGUGCAUAUAAAUCAUCAGCCCAGGCUGAGCAGAAAUGAUGGACCGAUUGCAUUGAUCUUGGCACCGACUCGAGAAUUAGCACAGCAAAUUCAGCAAGUUGCAUCAGAUUUUGGUAUGUCUUCUCAGGUGCGAAACACUUGCAUCUUCGGUGGUGCUCCAAAAGGACCCCAGGCGCGCGACCUCGAACGCGGCGUAGAGAUUUGCAUUGCUACGCCUGGUCGUCUUAUAGACUUCUUAGAGCGCGGAACCACAAAUCUACGUAGAUGUACAUAUCUAGUGCUCGACGAGGCCGAUAGAAUGCUUGAUAUGGGCUUCGAGCCGCAAAUUAGGAAAAUUGUAGAACAAAUUCGUCCCGAUCGUCAGACUCUCAUGUGGUCGGCAACGUGGCCAAAAGAAGUGCGUAAUCUCGCGGAAGAAUUCUUAACGGACUAUAUACAGAUCAACAUUGGCUCUUUACAAUUGGCUGCCAAUCAUAAUAUUUUGCAAAUUGUGGAUGUAUGCGAGGAAUACGAGAAGGAGAGUAAACUCAUGAAACUGCUGGAAGAGAUCUCGAACGAACCAGAAAAUAAGACUAUAAUAUUUGUGGAAACUAAGAGAAAAGUCGAUGAUAUAACAAGAGCUAUUAAUAGAUACGGAUGGCAAGCAAUUGGCAUUCAUGGAGACAAAAGCCAACAAGAAAGAGAUUAUGUAUUAAACCAGUUCCGGAAUAGCAGGUCUGCCAUCCUUGUGGCUACCGAUGUGGCGGCGAGAGGUUUAGAUGUCGAGGAUGUCAAAUUUGUGAUAAACUUGGACUAUCCGUCCAACUCUGAGGACUAUGUGCACCGUAUUGGACGCACGGGUCGCUCGCAACGUACAGGAACCGCGUACGCCUUUUUUACGCCAGGAAAUGCUCACAAGGCUGGUGACUUAAUCCAGGUUCUAGAAGAGGCUAAGCAAGUUGUCAAUCCAAAACUGUAUGAUUUAUCCCGGAAUCCCGGCGUUUAUAAGCGAGGACGAUAUGGUGGACGCAGUGGUGGUGGAGGCGGCGGACGAGGAUCCGGAGGCCGUGGUGGUUCACGAGGUACCCGUGGAGGACGCGACACGGGAGAUAGAGGUGGAAGAUUCGACCGCUCUUCCGGUACUGGCGCGAGCGAUCGCGGCAACAAAUGGUCCGGAAGCAGUAGCGGUGGCAUGGGCGGAGCUAGCUAUGGAAGCAGUAAAUCGUUCCCUCAAAACAAUUUUGGGAGCGGAGCUUCUGGUGGUGGCUCCAGUAGCUAUAACCAGAACAAUAGCGGAUACGGCGGAAGCAGCUACAGACAACAAAACGGCUAUUAACUUGGAACGAACGGUCAAAUAAUACUCUCGUCUGCGUUCCAGAGGGAAUAAUAGUGGUCGACGGUUGAGCUGAUCAGCCCCGAAUUGCGGAGAAUCGUUCCAAAAAAUUUACACACAUUCUCACGAGCAUUCGUCUCCUUUUUUUCUUUUCUAAUACACGUCAACUUCAUUAGUUUUAAGUAAUAUAAUAUUAUCAAAUAUGCAAGUCACACAUAUGUUACAUUUAGGAUAGCUCCUUAAUAUAUUUCAGCGGUCAAUUGUUUUGCACGAUUGUCGCCGAAUGAUAUAGUAUUACAAUUCGAUUGGCUUGCCACUGUACAUUCAAUAAAAUAGUGUAAGAAUGACACUAUGAAUCUAAAAUGUGGCGUUCCUUUUUGCUAAAUGGUUUCUCUCAGAUGUUUCCUUGACGCACUAUAUGCGUAUUUAUUUUCUACUUUUAUGUGCGUAUUUAUUUCUAAUAUUAUCGAUAUCGUUAUACAUAGCGAUAUAAACUUUUAUUUAUAUUUGUAUUGCAAUUUAUUUCGAUGAUAAACAUAUUUACAGAUAUUCCAAUAUGUGUUGUAUAUUAAAUGUAUAAACGUGUGCUCGAGAUCUGUA
Messenger RNA from Solenopsis invicta (red fire ant), 2609 nucleotides. RefSeq names its product ATP-dependent RNA helicase dbp2. Gene Ontology annotation, molecular function: RNA binding; RNA helicase activity; ATP binding. Gene Ontology annotation, cellular component: cytoplasm; ribonucleoprotein complex; nucleus. Lineage: Eukaryota; Metazoa; Arthropoda; Insecta; Hymenoptera; Formicidae. The transcript is spliced from 7 exons. The record is from RefSeq and is a predicted model, not a curated record. The coding region runs from base 174 to 2012 and encodes 612 amino acids.